Molecule: messenger RNA, 2416 nt
Organism: Bombyx mori (domestic silkworm)
Lineage: Eukaryota; Metazoa; Arthropoda; Insecta; Lepidoptera; Bombycidae
Product: zinc finger protein 239-like
Exons: 1
Coding region: 27-857 (276 amino acids)
Biological process (GO): regulation of DNA-templated transcription
Molecular function (GO): RNA polymerase II cis-regulatory region sequence-specific DNA binding; DNA-binding transcription factor activity, RNA polymerase II-specific
Source: RefSeq, a predicted model, not a curated record
AAAACGUUAUUACUUGACGCUGGCUAAUGCACAAACCGUGCCAGAGCCAAAAAAUAAAAAUAAAUAAAAAGAAAGUUGUACAAAUUAGUACAAAAUGUUUUGUAUUUAAAGAGAACUUUAAAACGCACAUGAGAAUGCAUCCUUCUGAAAAACGUCAUGUUUGUGAAGUGUGCGAAAAACGCUUUACACGAAUUGCUGAUUUGAAAACACACAUUAGAAUACAUACUGCGGAAAAACCUUACAUUUGUGAAAUAUGUAGAAAAGGUUUUUCCCAAAUUAGUAGUUUAAAAUCUCAUAUAAGAAUACAUACUGGAGAAAAACCGUACAUUUGUGAAGUAUGUAGAAAAGGUUUUGCCCAAAUUGGUAAUUUACAAUCUCAUAUAAGGAUACACACUGGAGACAAACCGUACAUUUGUGAACUGUGUCAGAAGUGCUAUGCACGAAUGGAUACUUUGAAAAUACACAAGAGAACACAUACUGCAGAGAAACCUUAUGUUUGUGAAGUGUGCGAAAGACGCUUUACACAAAUUGGUGAAUUAAAAACACACAUUAGAAUACAUACUGCGGAAAAACCUUACAUUUGUGAAGUAUGUAGAAAAGGUUUUGCCCACAUUGGUAAUUUAAAAUCUCAUAUAAGGAUACACACUGGAGAAAAACCGCACAUUUGUGAAGUGUGUAGAAAAGGUUUUAACCAAAUUAAUCAUUUAAAAUCCCAUCUAAGAAUACACACUGGAGAAAAACCGUACAUUUGUGAAGUGUGUCAGAAGUGCUAUGCACGAAUUGAUACUUUGAACAUACACAAGAGAAGACAUACUGCAGAGAAUUUCUUUUCUACUGAAGAGACUUUUCGCGAAUGAGUAAUUUAAAUAUCCACAUAGCAACACAUUUGGCAGAGAAAUCUUAUGUUUGUGAUAUGUGUAAAAAAUCUUUUGCACAGAUGAGUUGUUUAAAAAAACAUAUAUGUAAAACACACUGCUGAAAAACUUUGUUUGUGAUGUGUAAUAAAAAGACUGCAUAAUUUCAUUGUUAAAAAAUGCAGAUGAUAACACAUAAAGCAGAAACAUAUUUCACAAUUUGUGAAUCACAAAUUUGUCAUCUAUGAACACACAUGAGAAUACAUACAGAAGACAAACCGUCUGCUAGUGAAGUUUGUACAUAAGGUUUUACACACAUCAGUCAUUUAAAAACACACAAAGAUACCUUCUAGAGAAGAAGCCCUAUUAUUGUGAAUUGUGUGGAAAAGGUUUUUCAGUGUUGGUAAUUUUAAUUCACAUAUGAAAACGCAUAUUUGAGAAAAACAGUAUUCAUGUGUAAAGUGUAACAAAGCAUUUGCACAAAUUGAUAGUUUAAUAAUGUAUCUGAGAAUAUAUAAUAUCAUAAAAUGCUUGAUCGUUGCAAGAAUUUCUAGGUUUUUAUGAAUUUUUUUGAUGUAAAUACAUAAUGUCGUAUACAACUUGUAAAAGACAAAUGCCAUUCGGAACUUUAUGGUCCUUGCAAAACAACUCAUUAUAACCUAGGCCUCAUAUUUUCUGAGAAAUAAGCUUGAACAUAGCCAUGCAAAGUUGUUGAUUUUCUCUCUACUUUGUCCAAACAAUAAUAAUACAGUUAAAAUAUAUGUUUCCAAAUAGACAGAUUCCAUACCCAUGAAGUAUUGGAGUAGUAUUCAUAUUUAACCUUGUCAUAAAAGGUCAAAAGUUUAAUUUUUAUGUUUUGGAGAUGGGCAAAGUUAGGCAGAUUUUUUGAAGCAGCGUUAUGGGAUUAUUCGAAGCAGUAAUGCGUUUGUAGAUGUCUAUGGGCUCCAGUAGCCACUUAACACCAGGUCGGCUGUGAGCUCGUCCACCCAUCUAAGCAAUAAAAAGAAACAUGUACAUACUUAGAACGAAAUAUUCGAGGGCUGUCAUUAUAGAAAAUAAAACUACAUAUUAUUGAAUAAAAAAUAAAUUGACAUUUUCUUUUAUAUUGCACCCGGGUAACAAUUUGUACUUGUAAUGCAAUAAUCAAAAUACAAUACGUUCAUAUCAAUUAAGAAAAUAAAUGUAAUUUUUUAAAGUACAUCCUCAUGUGGAGCGGUCAUCCUCAGGUCAAGAUUUUCAGGCAUUGGUUUCCAAAGACAAAUAUCCAAAUUUGAAGAAAAUGUUUUGAACAACUGCUUUCGUUACUGCCAUCUACAGGAGCAAUGAGAAACUAAUCGAAUCGAAGCCAUCUAGUAGCCGACGCCCGUAAACAUUUUUGUUGAGUGCUUGAGUUGCUUAAUUAGAACUAAUUUAUGUGUAUUAACUAUGAAAUAGAUUCUAAGAUUAAACUUCACUUUUAUGUUAAUAAUUUUAAUAGAACAAAUUAGAGUACAUAUUUGUACGCUGAACUAUAAUGUUUCAUUAAAAUUCAAUAAAUUUCUUUGAUAGAUCGCAGAGUCGUU